Cotesia congregata is the source of this 2262-nucleotide messenger RNA. Lineage: Eukaryota; Metazoa; Arthropoda; Insecta; Hymenoptera; Braconidae. The record is from the annotation of a GenBank genome assembly.
AUGGCGUCUUCCGAUAUAUCUGAUGAUAAAUUCGAAUGUAAAACUUUGGAGUACAGAGUUUUUAGAAGUUCUAGUUAUUCACCCACAUAUUUACCUGAAAAUAUAUUAGUGGAUAAGCCUCAAGAUCAAUCUUCUCGGUGGUCGUCCGAUCAUGACCACUAUCCACAGUAUUUAGUUCUUAAAUUAUCUCGGCCGGCGAUUGUUAAAUUCCUCACAUUCGGAAAAUUUGAAAAAGCUCUAGUAUGCAACAUAAAGAAGUUUAUAAUUUAUGGUGGUAUGGAGCAUGAAAAUAUGACCGAACUUUUAAAAGGAAGCUUGAAGAAUGAUUCAGUAGCAGAAACAUUUGAAAUUAAACAUAAAAUUGGGUUGGAUGAAAUAUACUAUCCAAUAAAAUAUAUCAAAAUAAUGCCUAUUCAAUCAUGGGGGCCGAGCUUUAAUUUUAGCAUUUGGUAUGUACGCCUAACCGGUAUUGAUGAUCCGAAAAUUGUUGACCCUUGCAUCAAGUCGGUUAACCAGUAUUUUGAAAGUGAAAUUCUGAGACUUUGUAUGAAAUAUUUUCGCUGUAUAAAACAGACAGAAAUAGUUGAAACUCUGGGUAAAGUAUCUAAUGUUCAAUUAGAAGAUCACCGAUUAUCAGCUUUAUACGAUAUUUUAGUAAAUAAGGGAGAUUAUCUUGAAGCUGAGCGAUUUAUUACCGAUGCUGUUUCCAGUGGAUUAAUUGACGAAUAUACUAAAAAUCAACCCUACUGUGCGACUUGGACAAAAGUUACAUGCGACGAUCCAAGACCAGGUAUGAGAGGUGGUCAUCAAAUGGUGUUUGAUUCCGUAGCAGAAAUUAUAUAUUUGUUCGGUGGAUGGAAUGGGCAUAAGGAUUUAUCUGAUUUAUGGUCUUAUGAUAUAAGAGAAAAAAAAUGGACUCUUAUUUGCCAAGAUACAGAAAGUGUAGGCGGACCAGGAGCUCGGUCUUGUCAUAAAAUGUGCCUUGAUCCUGAAAAAAAACAAUUAUUCACAUUAGGAAAGUAUUUAGAUACGCAAUAUCGGUGUGCUGAAAAUUUAAAAAGUGAUUUUUACGUUUAUGAUAUACAAUCUAAUAAAUGGACUAAAAUAUCUGAUGAUACGAGUGUUAACGGAGGCCCAAAACUUAUAUUUGAUCAUCAGAUAUGUAUGGAUGUUGAAAAUAGAGUAAUUUAUGUCUUUGGUGGUCGAAUUCUCGUAACUUCAGUUGGUAUUGAUGACCAUGCAGUUGGAAUAUCAUUAAGUUCAGUCGAGCCUAUUUUCUCGGAUCUUUAUUCAUAUGACGUGUCAACUAAUACUUGGAAACUUUUAGCCUGUGAUAUUGCUCGAUCAAGUAUUCCAAUAAAUGUACCUACAAUAAAGUCUAGAGUUGGUCAUUCAAUGCUUUUUCACCCAAGUGAUCGAAAAUUGUAUAUUUUUUCUGGUCAAAGAAGUAAGGAGUAUCUAAAUGAUUUCUUUACGUUUGAUGUGGAUACAAGUAUAAUAGAACACAUUAGUUUAUCAGAUUUUGAAAGUGAAGAAUUGAAUCAUAUACCAGCAGCAGGAUAUACGCAAAGAGCAACAAUUGAUUCCGAGUCAGGUGAAAUUUAUGUCCUAUCGGGAUUAAGUAAAAACAAAGAAAAACGGGACGAAAAUGUACAUAAUUCAUUUUGGGUGUAUAAAAUAAAAAGCAAUACUUGGUCUUGUGUUUAUCGAAAUGAAAAUGUUGGUGAAAAAUAUUGGAAUAAAAUGCAAGAUUUUGAGCCAUGUCCUCGUUUCGCUCAUCAAUUGGUUUAUGAUAACGUUAGAAAAGUUCACUAUUUAUUUGGUGGUAAUCCUGGACGUACUUAUUUACCAAAAUUAAGACUUGAUGAUUUUUGGGAGCUAAAACUUAGUAAGCCACAACAAGAUCAAAUUCUUACAAGAUGUAAACUUAUAAUUAGGAAACAUAAAUUUAAAGAACUUGCUUAUUGCAAUAGUAUGAAAGCACUUGAGUACUUACAAAAAGAUAUUUCUGAAAUUAUUGACCAUAAUGAUGUUGAACAAACUAAGGACUUUCAACUAUUGACUUCUGUGCUCUUCUACGAACAGAAUUUAGGGAGACAUUUGACAAAAGUAACUGACAUUUCAUCAAAUACGAGUAGUUCGGAUACAUUAGCGAAAGAAUUCCAUCAGCGUCGUACGAAAUUAUUUGAUCAGCUCAUGAAAUUUUUCCCCGAAAAACUCACUCAACCGCGCACUAAUUUAGUUGAUCUUUUACUUUUGUGA